CGAGGCCGCUGUCUUCUUCGUCGAGAGUACCCACCCCCGAGAUCGGCCGGAUCCGGUCCCCGUCUUCCUCCAGCAGCCUCCUACUCCGUCCGCCGCGUCCCCGACCUCCUCUUCCAGCAGCAGCUCCGGCCGCCUCUGCCAAAACCUCCUCCUCCUCCUCCUCCUGCAGCAGCUCCGGCCGCCUCUGCCCAAACGUCCUCCCCCAGCAGGUGCUCCGGCCUCCGACCUCAACCUCCCGCUCGUGUACCCGCAUCACCAGCUCAAGGAAUCAUAAUGUCUUUUGAAGAUAAAGCAAUCGCUAGCCGUAUGACCUCACCCUCACCGAAAGCUGCGGUAUCAGAAUCAGAUCUUCGGAUCAUAAAUGCUGCAUCAAAUGUGGAUCAUUCUCAAGCCAAUAGCCAGGCAAAUGCAGUCCUUGGUCCAGUGGCUAUCUUUUGGGACAUUGAGAACUGCCCUGUUCCAAGUGAUGUACGGCCAGAUGAUGUGGCUGGGUAUAUAAGGACAGCAAUACGGAUGCAUCCUUUUGUUAAGGGUGCAGUUACAAUGCUAUCUGCUUAUGGAGACUUCAAUGCUUUCCCUAGAAGACUCAGAGAGGGUUGUCAGAGAACUGGAGUCAAACUUGUUGAUGUUCCAAAUGGACGGAAAGAUGCAGCUGAUAAGGCCAUACUGGUAGACAUGUUUCUCUUUGCUUUGGACAAUCGGCCACCGUCGUCAAUUAUGCUUAUAUCUGGUGACGUAGAUUUCGCUCCUGCACUCCAUAUACUUGGUCAGCGUGGAUACACUAUUGUCCUUGCCAUUCCAUCUUCAGUUACUGUCGCAUCAGCUUUGAGCAGUGCUGGGAGUUUUGUGUGGGACUGGCCUAGUCUUGCCCGUGGUGCAGGCAGUGUGCCCCCCAGAUCCUUAGGACAUCGUGCUCCUGAUCCAUCAUUCUGUCUCAAUAGUGUAACGGUGGGGAAAUUUCCUGAAAUACAGACUGAAGAGGAGGCUAUUGUUUAUAUGGGAACUUCGAGGAGCGAGUACGGUGGCAGAACAAGCAACCAGACAUAUUGCUAUAACUCUUCACAGGUGACUGGCGAAUCAUGCAAAGCUUUCUAUACUGUCGGAGAUGGGAAUUGUGGCACUAGCACAUCAUUGAGGUCACAUAAUGUAUCAUGUGGUUUGAAUGAAGUCCCAGUGGUAGACCAAGGUUUUACAGGUGAACAGUCAUGGUGGGUUCGUCCUGGUGAUCUUCAGGGCUUGAAGGGUCAACUUAUAAGGUUAUUUGAGUUAUCUGGUGGAUCUGUUCCACUUUUCCGUGUUCCUUCAGAGUACUUGAAGCUCUUCGGAAGGCACCUGUAUGUAGCAGAAUAUGGAGCUGUCAAACUUGUGCAUAUUUUCGAAAAGCUAUCCGAGUCUUUUGUUGUCAUAGGGAAGGGUCAGAGAAAGAUGAUUUGCCUCCGCAAUUCUGGUGAUAGGAACCUGAAGAAAUUCUCGAGUACGCCAAUGAUUCUGAAAAAUGAUAAGAGAGGCAAUGCUACUCUUGAGGUAGGUACUACCGGAACAUGUCGGCAGGUGAGCAGCUCGUCAGAUGAUUUCUCAGAGGAUGAACAGAACAUUAGCCCUGAUGCCAUUGGAGCAUAUGUGUUUGAUAGCCAUCUGGACAAUUGCAGCAAGGAGAUUGAGGCUCUUCUUGUUUGCUACUUGCACUACCCUAUUCCACUGUGUCAGUUUGAGGACAUGUACGAACAACGGUACAAGAAGUCUCUCGACUACCAGAGCUUUGGAGUCGAUGGUCUGGAGGAACUACUUUGCAAGUUAAAUGAUGUUGUCGAGUUGACUGUGGAUGAGGACGACACGAAGUUUGUCAGAGCCAAGUUAGGGAAACGCUAGUCUCUCACAGCCAAUUUAAUCAGCGAUUUGGCCUACUGUUGUUUUAAUAUCAGUAGUACAGUUACUUCAGUACUUCAGAUUUGGUUUCCUCGCCGAGCGUUUUUGUCAAGCACUUGAGCCGACGUCUAUUUUUAUCACGUCGGUACGAUAAGUGCAGGCGCACAGCAAAUGCUUGUAACAGUAUAUUGGUUACUAAUCUAAUCUUACUCUUUUAGUUGUUCACCUAUUGAAACGAAGCCAUCUUAUAGUUGUUCCUUACUUGCAUGCUGGAUACCUAUGUUUUGUUUA
Messenger RNA from Lolium rigidum, 2157 nucleotides. RefSeq lists its product as uncharacterized. NCBI's taxonomy places the organism in Eukaryota, Viridiplantae, Streptophyta, Magnoliopsida, Poales, Poaceae. Gene Ontology annotation, molecular function: RNA nuclease activity. Gene Ontology annotation, biological process: regulation of gene expression. The record is from RefSeq and is a predicted model, not a curated record. The transcript is spliced from 2 exons. The coding region runs from base 274 to 1869 and encodes 531 amino acids. Gene Ontology annotation, cellular component: peroxisome.